Toxorhynchites rutilus septentrionalis is the source of this 2261-nucleotide messenger RNA. RefSeq names its product BOS complex subunit ncln. The record is from RefSeq and is a predicted model, not a curated record. Gene Ontology annotation, cellular component: endoplasmic reticulum membrane. The coding region runs from base 194 to 1855 and encodes 553 amino acids. The transcript is spliced from 4 exons. NCBI's taxonomy places the organism in Eukaryota, Metazoa, Arthropoda, Insecta, Diptera, Culicidae. Gene Ontology annotation, biological process: regulation of signal transduction.
UUUUCUUUAGCACUCCUCAUCAGUCACAGUUCUCCUUUCGUAACUUUAUGAAGGGUCGAACAUUUGAUGGCCUUUUGAUUCCGGUUAUUUUUUUCAAUAAACCGUACACCUACCGGAACAAUUGAUUGCUCCAAGCAAACGCAGUGUAAGCGCACUUAAUUCAGUUGUGUCUGGAGCGCUCAAACGGUCGAAAAUGUUUGAGGAUGCGGAUAAUUUCGCAGAUUUCUUCCGUGGUGGAUUGCCCUACUAUUUGCUCAUCACAUUACCAAUUCUGAUCAUCUGCUCCUCGAAUCCCGUGCUAGCCGCAAGCGAGUUUGGCGUCCAGCGGAUGUCACAGUACGAUGUACACGGUGUUCCAUAUGGUUGCCGUGCUUCUGCGUUGAAUCUAGAAGCAAAAUCGCUUUACACCUGGCAGACAUCUAGACACUGCGUUGUAGCCCGCUUUCAGGAUAUGACCAUCGACCAAUUCCGAGAGAUACGUGCCAAAGCAGGCGGCUUAGUAAUUUUGCUUCCCGCUGAUACUUCUUCCCUUAGUCUGGAGGAGAAACAGCACAUCCACCUGUUAGAGCAGGCAAUGAUGCUGCAGGAAAUCUCGAUUCCAGUCUAUUUUUCCCGAUACGAUAGUAAGCUAAAUGUGAUUAUCGACGAUAUCACUAAGACGACCACAUCUACUAAACAACAAUCUUCCAAACAACGAGAAUCGGCUAUCAGCGAGAUUCUGGGUUCGGUUUCUGCCAAUGGCUAUCAGAUUGUUGUUUCCGGCACAAGUCAUAGCCCCAACAAGCAAUCAAAAAUUCCUAUUGUCCAAGGGGAACUCACGCCGAACAAAUACACACCUAAGUCCAGCGAUAGCGAGAACAAGCUUCCAUUCAUUCUUGUGACGGCUCAUCUUAACACAUUUGGUUUGGUCAAUGGCCCACUGAAGAACGCUGAUGCUGCUGUGCUACUGACACUGAUGGAGCUGUUCAGUAAGCUCCAUGCCAGCAUUCCCAAAUAUCGGUUGAUGUUUUUGUUGUCUGAAUCAGGAAGUUUGCUAAACUUCCAAGGCAUGAAAAAGUGGCUGGAAACUAAUCUAGACGAGAAUGUGCAAAUGCAACAGGCAGAGUUUGUGAUAUGUCUAGAUUCAAUCGGUAGGACGUCUGCAAACGAAAAUAUGUUCAUGCAUGUAUCAAAACCACCCAAGGAAGGCACAUCGAUGAAUAGUUUCUACAGGAUCCUUAAAGCUGUUGCGCAACGUUAUGGAAAUAGAACUGUGGAAGGAGUCCACAAAAAAAUCAAUCUGGCAGACACACUGCUAGCGUGGGAACAUGAGCGCUUCAGUAUGAAGCGAAUGCCAGCGUUUACUCUGUCAAACUUAAAGUCUCACAAGGACCCUCUACGUAACACCAUCUUUGAGGACGAAGAGGAGGAAGAACAGCUAAACAAAUUAGAAACCAAUGUGAAAAUAUUAGCCGAAUCGUUGGCUAGCUAUAUUUCCAAUCUGCCGGUAGAAAGCAUCCAAACAAGCGGAGAGAUAUUCACCGGCUCGAUGGGCAUAACCAAAGAUAGCAUCCGGCCCUGGCUGCUGGUGCGCUCGACCCAGCAAAAUAAUGACCUCAAGAACGCCUUCGAAAAGUACCUUAAAAACGUCAAGCUCACCUAUGAGAAACCUGAUGCUCGCGAGCCGGACUUUAUGUUAUACGACGAUCGGCACGCGGUGCUAAAUAUAUACAACGUAAAACCCGCCGUGUUUGAUCUAUUCCUAACGUGCUUGAUCGUGGCGUAUCUGGCCGUAAUUUACUUGGCCAUCUUUCACUUUCCCAAAAUGUACAGUUUUGUGUGUCGAUUGACCACAAACAAGGUUAAGUUUCACUAAUGUGUUUUGAGUUAAACAGAAUGAAAAAGUCUGCACUGAAUGCACUGAAUAGACAUUAACAUCAAAUUAGAAAUCAGAUCAUCGUUAGCUUCCACCAUCCUGAUUUAUGUGCACACGAUACCAUGCGAAUUUAUGUUUCUUAAUUCAUCACCAUGAAUACAGCAUUCAUCAUCGAAGAAAUAUUUAUUGUACGGUUAAAUAGAAUGUUUUUGUAGACUCAGAAAAAAUACUUCUUUUUCGUAAUUAUAAACAACAUUGCUAGUCGGCAUUUAAAUCGAAUUAUUCAUAAACGGGUUGAAAACUAGGCUCUAGCUCGAAAUGUUUGCAAUUGGAGAAGAGCUAAUGAUUUGGAGAGAACAUGGCAGAAAGGUGUGGCAAUCAAUAAAGUAAGUUUGCGAGUGAUAUA